CCUCUCUCAGGGACUCCAACUUGUUUCAGGAAAAAGCGCCUGAACAUAUUUUUUUUUCUCUGGUAGGCUGGAAGAAACAGGACGGCCGUGUCCGUGCCAAGGAGAAGGCGUAGACUUCCUCCAAACAUUUCCUCCGCCAUCUCCGCUUUCGAGACUCAAAGUUUUGUGGAAUCUCUGUAACAAGAGGAGUAUAUAUCUGGGUUUUCCUCCUCCACCACCACCUGGUUGUUUCUUUCUUUGAAGAAGGAUUCCUGCUUUCCCUUAAACAACUCAACUUUUCUGCAUACAUGGACUGGGGAACAGAUCUGUGGGACCAGUAUGAUCACAUUGACAAGCACACGCAGUCAGGCCUCGACCUGGUGGAGCGUUACAUAAAGUUUGUGAAGGAGCGGACAGAGAUAGAGCAGAGCUAUGCCAAACAACUCAGGAGUCUAUCAAAGAAAUAUGCCAAACGAGGGAGCAAAGAUGAGCAAGACUGCAAAUUCAGCAACCACGCAUCAUUCCAGGAGAUCCUGAAUGAGCUGAACGAUUACGCUGGCCAGCGGGAGCUCAUUGCUGAAAACAUGAUGACCGGCAUCUGUGUGGAACUCACCAAGUACCUUCAGGAUCUCAAACAGGAACGCAAAACACACCUAUCUGAUGCCAAGAAGGCCCAGCAGAAUUUAGAGAGCAGCUUUAAACAACUAGAAAGUACUAAGAAGCGCUUUGCCAAGGAGUGGGCGGAGGCUGAAAAAGCCACACAACAAGCAGAAAAAACAGAGAACGACCUCAAUGCCACCAAGCUCGAUGUCGAGAAAGCCAAGCAUCAUGCCCUUUCCCGUACACACACAGCGGAGGAGUGCAGGAGCGACUAUGCUGCACAGCUCCAGAAAUACAACAAGGAACAGAACUUCUUCUACUACACAGAGAUACCGCAGAUCUUCAAUAAAAUGCAGGACAUGGAUGAGCGGAGGAUUCGGCGACUGGCCGAAGGCUACUGUCAGUUUUCAGACAUCGAGAAGAAGGUGCUGCCCAUCAUCUCCAAAUGUUUAGAGGGAAUCUCUUCAGCAGGAGUGAAAAUCAAUGAGAAACAGGACUCGAUACUGUUCAUAGAGCAGCACAAGUCUGGUUUUGAGCGACCUACAGAUGUGGAGUUUGAAGACUACAGCCAAGGAAUCAAACCAGCAACCUCUGACUCCAGCCUCAACCCCCCAAAAGUGCGCGCCAAGCUCUGGCCUUUCAGCAAGAAGCACAAGAUAUCGCAUGCUGAAAAGCAAAUGCUGCCUCCUGCAGAAGAUUUCUCUCACCUUCCUCCGGAGCAGAGGAAGAAGAGACUGCAGGGGAAGAUUGACGACAUCACCAAAGAGCUGCAGAAGGCACAGGACCAAAGUGAAGCACUGGAGAAGAUGAAGGGUGUGUACGAGCAGAAUCCGCAGAUGGGUGACCCCAACAGUCUGGAGCCUCAGAUCACAGAAACUGCCCAGAACAUUGGUCGCCUGAGGGGGGAGCUCACCAAAUAUGAGACGUGGCUGUCAGAAGCGGUGGGAGGAGAAGAAUCUUCCAACGCCAUCAACAAUAAUACUCAACAUGGUGUCGUAGCAGCCGACCAGUCUCAGAACAUCUACACAGAGUUUGAAGACGAGUUUGACGACGUAGAAACUCCUGUUGGCCAGUGCACGGCUCUGUACACCUUUGAAGGCAACAGUGAGGGCACAAUUUCCAUUUCAGAGGGAGAGCUGCUGAGUGUAAUGGAGGAGGAUAAGGGAGAUGGAUGGAUGAGAGUCCUUAGAGCCAGUGGAGAAGAGGGCUAUAUACCUUCAUCCUAUGUCAAACUUGCCCCGUAACACUCACUCACACACACACACACACACACACACUACACACACACACACACACACACACACACACACACACAAAGCUUGUGAUGGAAAGCAAGUUAGGAGCCAAAGGUGAAUACAAAGUCAUCCGCGAUAAUUGGAGCUGUUCUCUACAUCUUUUAUCUCAGCCAGUGACGUGUAUAGUGAGAUGAAAGGGAGUGAUUAGAAAGCUUGUUAUCGAGGCUGAUUGCAAUAUCAUACAGUCCCUGUCCCUGCUUGUUGCGGAGGGAGAGGCUGUCUCUAAAUGCAGACUGUCUCAUUUUUAUAUAGAUUUCAGCUCUUUUAAAUAUAAAUUUUAUGAAUGUAUACCUGAACCUUACCUGUCACAGCGUUAAGUGACGAUUUAUGUAACAUAUUCAGCAUCAUAGUAGCCUGAACGCUACGUUUCCUUAUGUUCAUAUAUAUCCAUUCACUUGACUUUCCCACUGCCAUAAUAACCUGCUGAGUCUUUUCUUUUUGGCCCUCUGCUAAAAGCUUUUUCCCGACAGAAUAAUGUGAGUUUUUUUAUCAUAGUGAUGUGAUGUUGUAUGAAUUAUAACUGGAUGAAAACCACUACUCUAUAGAGAGUGCACAAAACACAAUGUCUCUCAGUGGACUGUCAUGAUAAAGGAGAGGUUCACAUUUUUAUUGUUUGUCUUAAACAAUAAUGAGGUGCACAUAUGAAUAUUGACCUGGGUUUUGCACGCUGUAAUCUUGUUCAUACUGUCCCUGAAGAGAUCCCUUUAUAAUGUGCUUCUAAUGUUAGUGAUGGGGGAUAAUUUCCUCAGUCCUCAUUCUGGGUAAAAAUGCUCUCAAGUUUUUCUGAAACUAAUAUGAGGCUAGGGGUAGGCAACCUACCACAGAUCCGUUGCUGUAUCCGGCUCUUUAGCCUCUCUCCAGUGGCCCCCUGUGGCUUUGAAAAAACUUUUUUUUUUUUUCGUUCAUCACUGUUGUAGGUCUAUAGUAAUUUUUACAUUCUCCAGUUUUAAAGUUCUAUAGCCUGUACACUGAAUUUAAAAAAAAAGUAUAGCAUUUUAUCCACUAAAAUGUGGGUCAUACAUCGGCCUGGCACCUUUUUCUCCAAAUUUUGCCAACCCUCAGUAGGGGUGGCUAGCUAGAUAGACUAGCUAUGGCCUCCAAAUCCGAAAAAGAAAAAGUCGCUGAGGAAAACGGAGAAUUUAAUCACACAGGGACAGAUUUGUUUGCUUUCUCCGCCAAUGCUGUAAAGUUAAAGUACCACCUAAUCAUAAAUGGCCCCCUGCAGAGUAGCCACCUUGAGGUAAAACAUAUAAAUGAAUGCUCAUUUAGACCUGCAGCAACCUCUGGAGCUGAAAAAUGAAGACAACGUGUCAAAGUGCCAAAAACUGCAGUUCCUUGAGGUUGACUCCAAGGGCGAGUAAAUCCCCCCGAAAAACUGCCAUGUUAAAAUGCCCAACUUUACAGCAGAAAUAAACAUGUUCACAACCUGGUAUAAAAUGCAAUUUUGCUCUCUUUCGCUAAUUUCCCCGUUUUUGACAACUGUACUGAGGGUGAAGUUUUUUAUAACUCACCUGUUUGCAUCUUCUGAAGGCUUAAAGUUACGCAAAAUUAAGGAUGUGGCUGCUUUGAGCAACAGGCUGUCUGCAAGAUGUCACCCCAGUCUAUGAGUCAGAUCUUCCGCUAGCUCCGCCACAGCUCAAACCGAGAUGGCGACGGCCAAAAUGACGAACUCCAGGCUUCAAACCCUGAGUUCACAACCCAAUGGAUGACAGUGGCUACAAUCAUUUUAUUUAGUCUAUGAUUUAGACCUUUUAGUAAUGUUGAUAGGCUAAUUAAGACUUAAUAAGCUGUGUUGCCUUCAUAAUAAGCCUCAAAUAUGUUUCACGGCUAGACAGAUUUUUUGUGGGGGGCAAAACUCUUUUGACAGUAAAGGUUGCCACCCCUUAACAGGACUAAUCACAUGAUAACCUUUUUUUUUUUUUCCUUUUUUUUUAAAAAAAUACAAAAUAUUUCGUCUUUGAGUUACAGGAAAAGAUGCACAUUCAUACUAAAAAGACUAAAACUGGAAGAUAUGAGCUGUUGAUUUUGUCCCUUACUACCUACCUUAGAAGUGCUUUAGUAAGCGUUAUUUUAAUGGCCAAUAUGAGCUCAAAGAAUAAUUACAGCAAGCAGAAACUGCUUUAAUGUCCACAUGUGCACGUGAGUAUUGUUUCAAGAAGAAAUGUGAACCUAAUCUGUUAAUACUAAAGUGACAUUUCAAAGGAAACUUGCUUUCCAAUGUUGUUUUGUGACUUUAAGUCAUGUUGGGUAAAAACCAAAGGUAAGGCACAGUGGCAAUACUGAACAAAGUUAAAGUAAAAAAAUACAGCAGUUAUAAUUUUAUCAUUCAAGACACAAAUACUGUGUGAAGUGCCUGCAUUUGAGGUUGCUGCUUCACAGAUCACAACAUAGCACUGACAUCAUAAAACUAACAAUAAUAUGCGCAACUCAAAAGUGAAUAACAAGCAAUUAUUAUUUUUUCAUCUUCACUUUCAUAUUCCAACUUUGCACAAAAGUGGCAGAGCGGUUUCAACUCUGGUCUUUAACUGGUUCUUUGAUGGUUUUUAUAUUUCUCAUACUUGUAUACCGGUUUGUUUUACGCAGUUUAACCACCUGUUUUCAUUUUUUGAGCCCCCAGCUCUCUGAAUCUCACUCUUAUAGGCCUUCUCAAAUCCUAUGAAACAAUUGUUACCAUUAUUCUGAAUUGAAAUCCAGAUGACCUGUUCGACCAAAUUUCCAAAGAACUAAUGACAUCAGGAUUCAAAGGGAGGAAAUGGGAGUUUUAAGAUUCAGCCCCUCACUGGAUCACUGCCAAGUAGUGGACAGGAAAAAAAAGAUUAAGCACUUUUAAAAUCUGCUAGGAGUGUUUAAAGACACACUACAGACACACAAAAACUCUCACUCAAAAGAAGUUUUGUCAGUCAAAUAAGUAGUUAAAAAUUCUUGAAAUUACCAGGGUUCCCACAGUCAUCAAAUUCCCAGGAAAUUUAUAAAAUUAGAAAACUUUCUCAGGUCCGGAAAUGGUUUUGAAUCAACAGAUUGUUUGUUUUUGUUUUUUUUUUUUAAAAAAAAAAAAGCUUUAGCUAUUAUUUUAAAUAUGUUCAUAAAAAUCCCCAAACAUGUCUCACAUUAUACAAAAUAUGUUCCUUGAAUAUUAAUUUAAAAUCCAAUGCUGCAGUGCGUGAAAUGUCACUAGUAUCUCCCCAAUACACACAGACCAACAUUGUGUCAUCAUCAAGGCCGUGGCCCCUAUUGUUGGAAAGAAAACAUGCUGUCACAUGAUCAGUGAAACAGGAAAUGCUGAGAAAUGGUCGUGUGGCAGGUCAACCAAGGCUUUCACACUGAGAUUUGAGGCCAUAAGAUGAGUGGAUAUUCACUGUCAGUGUGGUAAAUCGUUAAAUUAUGCCAAUGACAGUUACUACUGAUGGAUAGCUAACAUUAGCUUGAGUGGGAGGCUGCCACAGUACAUCAGCAUCAGACUUUCGUUUCCAACUAAAUCUCAGUCUAGAUCAAACAGACAACACUUAGCUUUACGAUACCUGGUGAUUCAGUCAAAUAUGAUUGGGACAUAGGUGUGCAGAUAAGUACUAUCUGGCUGUGGUUUUUGUGUCACUGAUCCACUUGAAUGGAGGAAGACUAAAGGAACAUGUUGGCCUUAAUUUAUGAAGGUAUGAUGGAAGUUCAGGUUCAGGCAAGGCCGCAAAACAGUUAUUAGACAAGUCCGUUAAAAAAACUGGUUGUUUUACAAGUAACAAAUGCAACUCGUCAAAUUUAUAAUCUAAACACACUUCAUGUUGCAUUUACAUCUAUAUACAGGAUCUUCAGUUUUCUGUCCCCCCCCCCAAAAGGGGUGUGGCCUUGGAGUUACCCGUAUGUGACGGUCUGGUCUAUUCGCACAUGCAGCUAGAUGGCAGCACGAAUAUCUAACGAGGGAGUUAGGUCGGCAAAUGCUAACUGAGCUAACUCUGCUGAGUGGCUGAUAAGUGUGUUUAAUUAUGUGUGGCUGUGUCGCUACAUGUAUAUAGGCUUGUCCUCCAUAUUUUAUAACUAUUUAAAUAACGUCAUGGAAAUGGCGUAAAAUUUUAUGGAAAAAGUUUUCAACGAAUGUGUGGGAACCCUAAAUUACUUCUUCUCCCAUCACACUAAUUGGACAAUUGUUUUUACGUGUUUUAACCUCAGAUUAAAGGAGAGUGCAGAGAAAUUUCUGCACAAACAUCAUUCUGCACCUUCCAAGAGAAGCAACAAUAGGCAAAACACAUAUUUGAGUGCAUGGGGACUUUAAAAAUAUUUAAUUGUGCCACAUAAGGUUUACCAUCUCUUUCUGUACCACUCUGUCCUGCACUAGUUUUCUCCACAUUUAAGGGGUUUUAUUGUAUGAUCCAGUUUUAAAAAGAAAAGUAUGUAUUUACGUGUAUUGUUUGAGUCAUAAAGUAUAAAGAAAAAAAA
Messenger RNA from Epinephelus lanceolatus (giant grouper), 6299 nucleotides. RefSeq names its product thyroid hormone receptor interactor 10b (gene trip10b). The record is from RefSeq and is a predicted model, not a curated record. Gene Ontology annotation, biological process: signal transduction. Gene Ontology annotation, molecular function: protein binding. NCBI's taxonomy places the organism in Eukaryota, Metazoa, Chordata, Actinopteri, Perciformes, Serranidae.